AUCUCCAUCUUAGACUCGUCCUUCAAUCCACCACACAAUGCCCAUCUAGCUUUGGCGUCUGAACCUUUCCCGCCAAGAUCCGUGUCCGAAGAUUUGCCUUCAGCCUAUACCCAUCGCCUGCUCGUGUUCUCGACCACGAAUGUCGACAAAAAGCCAGCAUCAGGUGAUCCGACGUUGGAGCAGCGUGUGGAGAUGAUCAAAAUGCUCGCGUCGAAUGUGGGCGGCCCGGAAUCGAAAUCUCCAGCAGCAGUGGGAUUGAUCAACGAGCCUACUUUCGUUGGCAAAAGUCGGAUCAUCCAUUCCUACCUCCUGACAAGAGGAUUCAAAGAGAGACCUCAUCUGACAUUCAUAGUCGGCACCGACACGCUCACUCGUUUCUUCGAUCCCCGAUAUUAUGGCGCAGUACCCGGUGGUAUGAAUCAAGCUUUGGACAGAUUCUUCGUAGAGGAAGGCUCGAGUCUAGUGUGUGGCCGACGGAAAGGCGAGGAAGAAGUGGAAGCUGCAUUACUGAAGCGAGAGGAGAUCCGUCAGAGGGUAGACAACGGUCAAGUGCGAUUCUUCGCGGACGGCAGUGAAGACUGGGCAGGAGUGAGCAGUACUGAUGUACGGAAAGCGGUUCAGAGAGGUGACUGGGACGGAGUGGACCGGCUAGUGACGCCAGAAAUAGCGGCUUACAUCAAGGACCAAAGGCUUUAC
Molecule: messenger RNA, 696 nt
Organism: Kockovaella imperatae
Lineage: Eukaryota; Fungi; Basidiomycota; Tremellomycetes; Tremellales; Cuniculitremaceae
Exons: 1
Cellular component (GO): nucleus; cytoplasm
Molecular function (GO): nicotinamide-nucleotide adenylyltransferase activity; ATP hydrolysis activity
Source: RefSeq, a predicted model, not a curated record